Molecule: messenger RNA, 1527 nt
Organism: Clonostachys solani
Lineage: Eukaryota; Fungi; Ascomycota; Sordariomycetes; Hypocreales; Bionectriaceae
Source: the annotation of a GenBank genome assembly
AUGCGGCUGCUUGAUACGCAAACGAAAAGAUUGGAGCCCAAUGAGUUCCACGGGUCACGCCUACCGCAGUACGCGAUUCUGUCCCAUACGUGGGAGCACGAUGAGGUGACAUUUGAGGACAUGCAAGACCCUCGGGUUGCACGGCAGAAGGAAGGGUGGUCAAAGAUCAGCGAGAUGUGUGCAUGUGCGCGCCGGAAUCGCUGGAGAUACGCCUGGGUCGAUACAUGCUGCAUUGAUAAGAAAAACAGCACCGAGUUGGCUGAGGCUAUUGGCUCAAUGUAUAAAUAUUAUCAACAUGCGAAGCAGUGUUACGUAUACCUCUCAGAUCUCCCAAUGGGUGCCAGCAUCUUGGAGGAACUGCCUCAUUGCAAAUGGUUCUCGAGAGGCUGGACUUUACAAGAGCUCAUCGCGCCAAAAGACGUGAUCUUCUUUAACGAAGCCUGGGAUUGCAUCGGGACCAAGCAAGAUCUUCUGGAUACGAUCUCAACCAUCACUAGGAUCCCGGCCCCUCUUCUACUACACGAGACAUCCGUUGCCGACUAUUCUGUUGCUCAAAGAAUGUCUUGGGCUGCAACCAGGCGUACCACUCGCAUCGAAGAUACUGCAUAUUGCCUUUUGGGCCUGUUUGAGGUUAGCAUGUAUCUAAAUUACGGAGAAGAGGAAAAGGCCUUCACCAGACUGCAGGAAGCGAUCAUUAAAAGUUCAAUGGACUUGUCACUUCUAGUCUGGAAUACCUCAUCUAAGGAACAAGCCAAAGGUGUUUUGAGCAUCCUUGCACUUUCCCCAUCCCGGUUCUUGUAUUGUUCUGACGUCAAAGCCUUACCCCAGACGUCGGAGGUUUCCUGGGCAGUCACGGCCAGAGGACUUGAACUCCAGGGAAACCUAUUGAUGCUUCGCCCUUCUGAACCGGCGCGAGGGCCUUCCUUUGGGUUACUUGCCGCGUGCUACGAUGCCGAGUUGCAAUAUUUCGUCCACCUGGAAAUGAUAGGCCCCAACCUCUAUGCCCGUAAUGGCAGAUACGAGCCCGAGCCCCUGGACGUGGACAUUGCCCAGCUGACGAUGAAAUCCAAGCCUUCUGUUCCCUCGGUAAUUGCAAUCCGCUCAUCUCAGUUGCAGAAUUUGUCAUCGUACUACCUUCAAAUUAGAACGUCGCGCGAAAUCCACAUAAAUACGGCUGCCCCAAAUAGGUUUUACAACAACACGGAGCAAGCAUUCUACUUCGGAGUGUCCAGUAGCUGCAUUAUCGCCCUUGAGGUGAUCAUUCGGGGUAAAAUAUUCAACUUCAUGCUUGUCGUGGAAACCCAACAGUUGAAACUUCACUUCUCCCAACAUGAAGAGAGUGACAUGCGGAAGUUCUUUGCAGAAUCCAUUGAGCACGAUGAUCUUGAGACUUGGAAGUAUCAAGCGACGCAUCUUGAUCUUUACACCGGUGAGAGGGAGCCUAUAAUGUCUUAUCUCGAGAACUCUCUCCGGAAGCCGGUCUCGCAGUCGGUCCAGAAGUCGGUCCGGAAACAGGUCCAGGAGUAG